AUGCGCUGGCCACGAAGAAGAAAGUCCAAGGCGCCGGAACAGCCGGCGCAACAGUCAUUGCCGAGCCCAGCAGAGAACGAGAACAAGCCGACCGCGGAGAACAAAUCACCAAUACCACCACCUGUGCAGGAGAACGAGUUUGAGUCAAUCCCCCCUCAAACAGCAUACCCAGUCCAGCCCACGCCGGCACAGCCGCCGCCUGCCGAAGGACUAGUAUUAUCGCCUCCAAUCGGAUAUGCCCCCCUGGGAUCAGAUGCGACCGAAAAUGAAGAAAUCACCAUAAUUUGGUGGCAGGUACAGGAGAGAGUCAGACUGUUGGCUGAGAGAGAAGGCAAAGAGAUCAAUGUCGGGUUGGAAAUUAAUGAUGUGAUUGCAAACCUCGAGUCAUCUCAGGAAAAGGAAGAGGAGUCACCAACCAAAGAGGCCGUGAAAGUCGCCUUUGGGCGGACAAUGGGCCUGAUCAAGACCGUCGGAGGUAUAGUAGUCGACGGAGCAUCUACGGUCUUUGCACCGGCAGGCCAAUGCUAUAACGUAAUAAGCUUCCUUAUCAAUGCAUACGACGGCUACCAGGGGGCCUUUGACGGUCUGGCGGAGCUGCUCGAAAAGUGCUCAGAUCACCUGGGACGUCUUGAUUACUACGUCGAAGGAGGCAUGGACAAGAGGCUGAGCAGGCUAGCGGCGCAGCAACUCCUACUGUUUGUUCAGAUCUGCGACACGGCACUGAGCUUGCAACAUUCGGCCCGUGAGAAGAUCAAAACUGGACUGAAAAUCGCCUUCCUCGCGGAAAACUCUAUCCAAGGUCUGCUGGGAGAGAUGGCCAAGCUAGCCGAAAGGGAGCGGGGGCUGGUUUCUGCUCAGACUUUCCAACUCGCCUCCGCAGCAGCCACCAGUGCUGCCGAAGGGGCUGCCUCCAACAAGCAGGUUCUGGAUGCGUUGGCUCAGAACGGGGCUGAACAGAAGGCACGGGUUGACAAUCAGGGAAAGCAACGGACCCUGAUGGAUGUUCUGGCCUUCGAUAAGGACUCCGAUCGAUGGGACUGGUCCAAAGGCGCACCGGUGGAGAUUUGGCAGAAGAGAUACAACGACAUUCGCAAAGACGUUGUGUCUGGCACCGGCAAAUGGCUUUUGUCUAGGCCUGUUUUCCAGUCGUGGAUAUCUGACUUUGCGUCCUCUUCAAUCCUGGCGGUGGAGGGAACAGACAUCACAGGUAAAAGUUACCUGACCUCGUCGGUCGUCAAGUACGUGCGAACAGACGUGAUAACCCAGUAUCCUGAUUUUCGACAUCUGGUGGCGUUCUUUUUCAUCGAUCGAAACAAGCCUGGCCAUGGGUUCGACGCCAUGGCCAAGUCCCUCAUCUGGCAGCUUGCAGACAAAGAUGAGCCGUACAUGAAGUCUGCAGCACGGAUCAGUCAAUCGGUCGGGGCACUCGAUCCAGACGAUAUCCUGCCAAAGCUGCUAUUAGAGAAUCCAGAGAUCGAGCACAUGGAUGCUGUAUUCUACCUUAUUAUCGAUGGGUUGGGCGACAACCUGGACGCUUCCUUCCUCAAAUUCCUGCAGCGAUUGGGCCAGUCCAGGAACAAGAGGAUUCGGGUCUUCCUUACAGGCAUGCCAAGGGCUUUCGAACAAAUGAUAAAGGCUGGAGUGGCCUGCCGCAGCAUUCCGAUCAGCCAGAAUAAUGGCGACGACAUCACAAAAUUCAUAGAAGCCAGGAUGAACAAGUUUGAUGCCCUAGCAGAUACCGACCGCCCCGGGGUGUUGGAGCGAAGAAAUCAGAUCCGCGAGCAGCUGUCACAAGCAGCUGCAGGGGACUACUAUAAAUUGGACUCUGCGUUGAACGUUAUCAGCACGCUGGAUUACAUGGAGGACAUCCACCGAGUCAUCCAAGGAACUCGCGAUGACCGCUCCAAGCAGCUCCACGACGAGAUUGAGAUGCUGAAUCGCGAGCGGUCCGUCAGACAAAUCCAAGAGAUCAACCAGAUCAUCCUCUGGGUCACCUUUUCCCUUGGGCCCAUCUCGGAAAGGAUUGUUUCCGCGGCACUGUAUAUGGUUACUGGAGAAGUUCCAUUGCGACCGCUGGCUGAGCAAAUUCGAACUAAAUAUUUGCUGUUCGAGGUGGAUAGAAAGGGGUGUGUCGGUUUCAGAUCAUCCAAAGCGCUGGAUGUGAUCCCCCACCGCAAUAAAUUGGCAAAGUCCAAUGAAAAGAUUGCUCAAGAAAUCCAUCCCGGGGAGAUCGAUAUAGUUCUGCACUUUCUGGAUAACGUGUGCCCGCCUGCGCUGUACCAGAAGCUUGAAAUACGCGAAUAUCUGCAGAAGAAGCUGACCCAAAAACAAGUUCAGAUCCAACAGGAGGACAAAGAUACGGGAAAUCUGCGACUAGCACUGGAUUGCUUGCGUUCUUUGACUCAUGGCCACGAUGCGGGUCUCACCCUGCUUCAGGAAUACGCUCAGAUGAAUCUCAUCGACCAUCUGUCGUCGGUCGACUUGGCUAUGGUGGAUCGGGACCAAAAAAGUCAAGUUGGUGAGUCGUUGAUCAGGUUGUUCACGAGAAACGAAUGCAUCGAGACUCUCAUGUGGCCGGAGCUCGGCGACCCAUAUUUUCGUACCAAAAAGGAUGACUGGGUAGAUGAUAGCGAAAACGUCGACCAAGUGGUUAGGUGGCUUCGGGAUACGGCGGUGGUGGCGAGCGUCACGGACGAGUCUGACCAAUCCUGGAUUCACAGCGUCGUCUCGGGGAACGCAUUUGAGGCACUGCUUAAGCCGUCGGCGGUUAGACUUGCUCACCGUUGCUUGAGAGAAGCUAUGUCGGCUGAGGAUGCUGAGGAUUUAUACCGCUUUGUUAAUCAAUUCCUCUACAAGAUUUCGAGAAAGCCCGGCGAGGACGAGGACGAGGACGAGGACGACGCUGUGUGUAUUAGCAGGUUUGAGCAGUGGGCUCACGGGGCACUGCAGCUUGCCGACAAAGACACACUAUGGCACACACAGAUGGCCAUGAUAUUCAAGCAAAAAGGCUUGGACAAAGAAGUGAUCGAGCGAUGCGAGCUGGCGUUACAGCUGGAUUCCAGCAACUGGAGAGCAUCACUUUGCCGGGCAAAGGUUGCUCCGAUAAGCGAAGCGGUUGCGAUAUUGCAGACGGUGCUCAGCCGUCAAGAAAGAGACCUGGAGUGGAUGCAGGAUCCGGCUCACAUGGAAGGUCUCGCUGAUCUAAACUAUGAACUGGCAACGAAGUAUUGGGAUGAUGAGCAGUUCGAUCUUGCAAUCCCGCUUUUUACUACGUCCUUAAAGCAAGCCCCACGACGCGUGGACCGAGCAGCAGAUCUCUUGUAUCAGUAUCACAGAGAGGAACGAUUUGUCGACAUGGUCUCUUUUAUCGAACAGUUCGCAGCGAUUGACGACGGAAAGCACCUCGGCCAUAUGGUGGCAAAAUACACCUCCUGGCUCAGCAUGAUUAGGAACCACCAGGUGUUUUGGGACGCUGCCAAAGCAACGAAAAAGUUUGGCAUCUUGGAUGCAAUAUACCAGGCGGCGAUUAAGAGUGGCGCGACGUUAAAUAAUCAUGAAGCCUUGUUCGGCGCACACUUUAUGUAUGGAAGGUCUCUUCAUGAUCAGCCCAACCGGCGCGAGGACGAGGUGAUCCGAGUAUGGGAGACUGCCAUGUGGGAUUAUUUCCCGUCAUCUGGGCUCAGUCCCCGAAUCUUCUUCGUUGAUCAUAUCUAUGGCGGUUUAGGCCCCAUCUAUUUAAAGAGAACUCUCACCGCGAAGGCCAAUUCGGACCUGGGCUCCGUGAAGAAAUAUCUUUCCAAACUGUCCAACAUGGUGCCGGAAGGAGUGACCCUGUCGCAGCUUGGGCUCCCUCCCAACCUGUGGGUCGCCCGAUAUCACCAUCUUGACGGCAACGAGGCCAAGGCCCGACAGACAGUGCGCACCCUGGUGCAGGUGGCCCUGGAGCUUUUAUCGGAUGAAGACGAGACCAAUGAUCUCGAUGCGUAUAAGAAACUGCGCUUUAUCUUCGUCUCGCUGAGCGACGAGAGGAACGCACUGACCGCCUUAGCUAUGGAGGCGCGCGAAAGUCGAUUCAGAAAUGUCAGCGAUCGGGAAUACUCCAUGCGCAUGCCCUGCGGUGGGCAGUGCUGGCAUUUCUGGGAUCUUCCUAGCGAGAUGUGGAUCUGCAAGGACUGCAUCAACGUGUGCCUGGAGAUCAACUGUGUGACGAAGCUGAAAGAGAGAACCCUGGAACAGAACGUCUGCAGCCCAGAUCACGAUUUCAUACAGGUUCCCAAAUGGAAUGCAGACUGGUUGAACGUGGUGCCGAAGGGAAUGGUGCCUUGGGGGGAGCAGAAUAUCACCCUGGAUCAGUGGAAACAGAAGAUUCGACAGGCGUAUAUUGAUGUGGAUGCUUGA
This is a messenger RNA of Aspergillus steynii IBT 23096, 4398 nucleotides long. RefSeq lists its product as uncharacterized. The transcript is spliced from 3 exons. Gene Ontology annotation, molecular function: protein binding. Lineage: Eukaryota; Fungi; Ascomycota; Eurotiomycetes; Eurotiales; Aspergillaceae. The record is from RefSeq and is a predicted model, not a curated record. Bases 1 to 4398 code for a protein of 1465 amino acids.